GCGGGAGCCGCGGGGAGCGCGGGGGCGGCCCGGAGCGCCCGGGGUCCCCGCGCCCCGCUCGCCCGCCGCGCUCCGAAGAUGGUGGCGGCGCCGUGCGCCCGGAGGCUGGCCCGGCGCUCGCACUCGGCGCUGCUCGCGGCGCUCACCGUGCUGCUGCUGCAGACGCUGGUCGUGUGGAAUUUCAGCAGCCUCGACUCCGGGGCCGGGGAGCGCCGCGGGGGCGCAGCGGCCGGCGGCGCGGAGCAACCGCCCCCGGCCCCGGCCCCGCGCCGGGAGCGCCGGGACCUGCCAGCCGGGCCGGCUGCAGCCCGAGGCGGCGGCGGAGGACGGGGGGCCCCGGCGCGGGCGCGGGGAGGCGGCCCCGGAGAACCCCGAGCGCAGCAACCGGCCAGCCGGGGGGCACUGCCCGCGCGGGCGCUGGACCCUCAUCCAAGUCCCCCGAUCACCCUGGAGACCCAGGAUGGCUACUUUUCUCACCGGCCGAAAGAGAAAGUGCGAACGGACAGCAACAAUGAGAACUCAGUCCCCAAAGACUUUGAGAAUGUGGACAACAGCAACUUUGCACCCAGGACUCAAAAGCAAAAGCACCAGCCUGAGUUGGCAAAGAAGGCCCCGAGUAGACAGAAAGAGCUUUUGAAAAGGAGGCUGGAGCAGGAGGAGAAGGGGAAGGGACAUUCGUUCGCAGGCAAAGGCACCACCGAGGCGCUGCCUCCCAGGGAGAAAGCUGCAGUGAACAGUAGCCGUGGGAAGGAUGCCCCAAGACAGCCCCAUACCAGGAAAAGCGGGGGCGGCUCCCCCGAGCUCAAGUACGACCAGCCCCCCAAGUGCGACAUCUCAGGCAAAGAGGCCAUCUCCGCCCUGUCCCGCUCCAAGUCCAAACACUGCCGCCAGGAGAUCGGGGAGACCUACUGUCGCCACAAGCUCGGACUGCUGAUGCCCAAGAAGGUGACUCGAUUCUGCCCCCUGGAAGGCAAAGCCAACAAGAACGUGCAGUGGGAUGAGGAUUCGGUGGAAUAUAUGCUGGCCAACCCAGUCCGAAUCGCCUUCGUCCUGGUGGUCCACGGCCGUGCCUCUCGGCAGCUGCAGCGCAUGUUCAAGGCCAUUUAUCACAAAGACCACUUCUACUACAUCCACGUGGACAAGCGCUCCAAUUACCUGCAUCGGCAAGUGCUACAGUUCGCCAGACAGUAUGGCAACGUUCGCGUCACCCCCUGGAGGAUGGCCACCAUCUGGGGGGGAGCCAGCCUCCUGUCCACGUACCUGCAGAGCAUGAGGGACCUCCUAGAGAUGACUGACUGGCCCUGGGACUUCUUCAUCAACCUCAGCGCUGCUGACUACCCCAUCAGGACAAAUGACCAGCUGGUGGCAUUUCUCUCCCGAUACCGAGAUAUGAAUUUCCUGAAGUCACACGGCCGGGACAAUGCAAGGUUCAUCCGAAAGCAGGGUCUGGACCGGCUCUUCCUGGAGUGUGAUGCCCACAUGUGGCGCCUGGGGGACCGGCGAAUCCCGGAGGGCAUUGCGGUGGAUGGAGGCUCGGAUUGGUUCCUGCUGAACCGGAAGUUUGUGGAGUAUGUGACGUUCUCCACAGAUGAUCUAGUGACCAAGAUGAAGCAGUUUUACUCCUACACCCUGCUUCCUGCUGAGUCCUUCUUCCACACGGUCCUGGAGAACAGCCCCCACUGCGACACCAUGGUGGACAACAACCUGCGCAUCACCAACUGGAACCGGAAGCUGGGCUGCAAGUGCCAGUACAAGCACAUCGUGGACUGGUGCGGCUGCUCGCCCAACGACUUCAAGCCACAGGAUUUCCACCGCUUCCAGCAGACUGCCAGGCCCACCUUCUUUGCCCGAAAAUUCGAAGCCGUGGUGAAUCAGGAAAUCAUCGGGCAGCUGGACUACUACCUGUACGGGAACUACCCUGCGGGCACCCCGGGCCUCCGCUCCUACUGGGAGAACGUGUACGACGAGCCGGACGGCACCCAAAGCCUGAGCGACGUGGCGCUCACCUUGUAUCACUCCUUUGCCCGCCAGGGCCUCCAUCGGGCGGAGUCGUCGCUGCACGUGGAGGGGGAGAAUAGCUGCCGGUACUACCCGAUGGGCCACCCGGCAUCUGUCCACCUCUACUUCCUUGCGGACCGCUUCCAGGGCUUUCUGAUCAAGCAUCACGCCACCAAUCUGGCCGUGAGCAAACUGGAGACCCUGGAGACGUGGGUGAUGCCAAAGAAGGUCUUCAAGAUCGCAAGCCCACCCAGUGACUUCGGGAGGCUCCAGUUUUCCGAGGUCGGCACUGAGUGGGAUGCCAAGGAGCGGCUCUUCCGUAACUUUGGGGGUCUCCUGGGGCCCAUGGACGAGCCAGUAGGCAUGCAGAAAUGGGGGAAAGGCCCCAACGUCACCGUGACUGUCAUCUGGGUGGAUCCCGUCAACAUCAUCGCAGCCACCUACGACAUCCUGAUUGAAUCCACUGCCGAGUUCACCCACUACAAGCCCCCUUUGAACUUGCCCCUGAGGCCCGGGAUCUGGACAGUGAAAAUUCUUCACCACUGGGUGCCAGUUGCAGAGACCAAAUUCCUUGUUGCACCGCUGACCUUCUCAAACAGGCAGCCCAUCAAACCAGAGGAGGCGCUGAAGCUGCACAACGGGCCCCCCCGCAGCGCCUACAUGGAGCAGAGCUUCCAGAGCCUGAACCCCGUCCUCAGCCUGCCCAUCAGCCCGGCCCAGGUGGAGCAGGCGCGGAGGAACGCGGCCUCCACGGGCGCAGUGCUGGAGCACUGGCUGGACUCCCUGGUAGGUGGCAUGUGGACUGCCAUGGACGUCUGCACCACAGGCCUCAGUGCCUGCCCCGUCAUGCAGCCCUGCAGCCAGACGGCCUGGAGCUCCUUCAGCCCCGACCCCAAGUCUGAGCUGGGGGCUGUCAAACCCGAUGGCCGGCUCAGGUAG
Messenger RNA from Odobenus rosmarus divergens (Pacific walrus), 2937 nucleotides. It is a transcript of the gene XYLT1, whose product is annotated as xylosyltransferase I. Bases 79 to 2937 code for a protein of 952 amino acids. Lineage: Eukaryota; Metazoa; Chordata; Mammalia; Carnivora; Odobenidae. Gene Ontology annotation, biological process: heparan sulfate proteoglycan biosynthetic process; chondroitin sulfate proteoglycan biosynthetic process. Gene Ontology annotation, cellular component: membrane. The transcript has 12 exons. Gene Ontology annotation, molecular function: protein xylosyltransferase activity. The record is from RefSeq and is a predicted model, not a curated record.